AUGAUGCCAUCCUCCUGGUCCCAAUGGCGGGCUCUCAUACUAGCAGCAGCAUCGCUGUCCCCAAAGCAGAAGAGAACAACGACGUCAGGUCAAUACGCAACCUGGAUAUACCCGGCCGACGACACCGAGACCUUUUACUACAGAGACCAGAUCGACGUCACGUACCAAUGCAGCUCGUCUGCCUCGUCGUAUCUGGUUGUGAACUGCUACCAGGGCAUUGGGGAUGUGCAACAACAGCAAGUCGCACCAGGGGGUGAUGCCACGGUGGGCAUCACGCUUCAGCUGUCCAACGGAAGCUCGUACUCGGAGAACGAGGACCUGAGCUGCUGGUUUGACCUGCGCAACGUGUCGGGCUACGCGGGUGUGGCGAACGGGUCGAACUCGCCGUCUUGGAAUUACAUCCACACGGAGCGCAGUGGCGGUCCGGCCACUCUCGCCCUGCCAUCAUCCUCCAGCCAAUCAGUCGCCGCCACCACGUCCACGACCUCAACAACGAGCCAGACAGCGACAACAGCGACGCCGACGUCGGCGAGGGACCGCACCUCGGCAGCAGCAGCAGACGCAACAAAAGCGACGGCAACAACAACGGCCAUCCCGAACAAGAGCUCGGGCAGCCUCUCCGUCGGCGCCGGGGUGGCCAUCGGCGUCUCGGUCGGGGUCUUGGCCGUCGCGGUCCCGCUCGUGUCGCUCGUCUUCAUUCGCAGGCAGAGGAAACGCAGACAGCAGCUGGACGAGGUGCGCAGGCGGGUGGGCUUUGACGACGGGGCGCCGCCGCGUGAGCAGCACGUGCAGCCGUCGUCUGCUGGGUUCAAGUUUCGAGGGUCGGAACCACCUGGAUACUCGUAUUUCUCUGGUAAGAACGACCCUUCGAGGGGGGUCAGUGGUGGCUCGUAUCCUCUCAGGGAGGUGACGUCUACGCGGGAGGUGUAUGAGCUUUAUGGGAGCCAGGCUGGGGAGGAGUUGGAGGUGCCUGCGACCAGGAGGGCGGCAGUGCCUCCGGCGGAUUUGAGGCCAUAGGACGAAGAGGUUGGCUUGGUUAUGGCUUCAUGUGGUAUCACUAACAAAGAAUAAUUCGCUU
Molecule: messenger RNA, 1078 nt
Organism: Cryphonectria parasitica EP155
Lineage: Eukaryota; Fungi; Ascomycota; Sordariomycetes; Diaporthales; Cryphonectriaceae
Exons: 3
Coding region: 1-1017 (338 amino acids)
Source: RefSeq, a predicted model, not a curated record